Molecule: messenger RNA, 9560 nt
Organism: Harpegnathos saltator (Jerdon's jumping ant)
Lineage: Eukaryota; Metazoa; Arthropoda; Insecta; Hymenoptera; Formicidae
Gene: faf
Product: ubiquitin carboxyl-terminal hydrolase-like faf
Exons: 30
Coding region: 361-8136 (2591 amino acids)
Biological process (GO): protein deubiquitination; cell migration
Cellular component (GO): cytosol; nucleus
Molecular function (GO): cysteine-type deubiquitinase activity
Source: RefSeq, a predicted model, not a curated record
CCGACCGAAUGCGACGCGGCACCGCCGUCGGCGCGCUUGACAUUCCUCGCGUGGCCGCGCUCGUUUAUCGGGCCGAAAUAUCGGCGCUUUUGUUAAUGCACGGCAGUGCCAAUCGUUAGAAUAGUCGCCAUUUUGUCCGGAGAGGUAGCCCGGUCGGAGGCGAACGGAGCGAAAAUAGGCGCUGCCUGGACCGCGAGGAUCAUCGCGGAUCGCAUAAUGUAGGUAUAGUUUAUUAACACAAGGCCUUUAGAAUAUAACUAUAUUUAAUGUCAGUGUAUAAGCUGGAUGCUUGUUAUUGGUGGUGUAAUCAUUGGACCAAGAGAUAUUGAGACAGUUAAGGCAUAGUAAAGAAGGUGCAAAAUGACGAUUGCCACAAGGGGCCAGGGAGUUGGUAUAGAUCCUCCCGACAGCCAGCAAAAUACACAGAUGCACAGUCCACCUGGUCCACAACAAUUGGCUGACACAAUGUCGGGACUUCAACUCACAGAGAAUGUGGUACAAACUGAAUGCAGCAAUGAUGCUAUCACUUCAAUAGAAGAUAGCAAUCAGCUUCAUGGAGAACCUGAUUUUCCUGUUUCCAAACUUAAUAUGCUUCAUGAGAAAAUAUCUAGUCCACGAUGGGUUGUACCAGUUCUACCCGAACAAGAAUUAGAGUGCCUGUUACAAGCCAGUAUCGAUCUUUGUAAAAAAGGAAUUGAUGUACAAAGUGAAGCGUGUCAACGCUUUUUUCGAGAAGGUCUCACAAUCUCAUUUACUAAAAUAUUAACAGAUGAUGCAGUAAACAGUUGGAAGUUAAAUAUUCAUAAUUGUAUUAAUGCUAAUUGUGGACGUUUGGUGGAACUGUGUGUCCUGAAAUUAGAUGAGGAUUGGUUUCCUCUACUUGAUUUACUGGCCAUGGUUUUCAAUCCUAGUAACAAAUUUCACACAUUUAAUGCAGUAAGAGUUUCAGAAACUGUUCCUCCUGGCAGUGACAUUCCUGAUGAGGAACUCUAUGCUCGUCCACCACAGGAUUCGCGUAGUCCUCGUGGUUGGCUGGUAGAUCUUAUAAACAGAUUCGGAAGUCUCAAUGGAUUCGAAAUUUUGCUCUCUAGAUUUCAGAGCGGACGUAAUUUAACAGUGCCAGUUAUCUAUGCUUUAAUCAGACCUUUUGGCUUGUGUUAUGAACUAUUGACUGUUCACACAAUAGUUAAAUAUCUGAUGCCUAUUGUCGAAAUGGUACCUCUUAUUUUGAAUAAUUUAACUGACGAUGAGUUGAAGAAAGAAGCAAAAAAUGAAUCAAAAAACGAUGCAAUAUCAGCCAUAAUCAAAGCUGCUAAAUGCUUGGUGUCACGUGUACCUCAUCAGGAGGAGAUGAUAAAGAACUUGGAAAUACUGAGACUGAAAAUGAUAUUGAGACUCUUACAAAUUUCUUCGUUUAAUGGAAAGAUGAAUGCUUUAAAUGAAGUUAAUAAAGUAAUAUCUAGUGUUAGUUAUCAUCAACAUCGUAAUACGAUAGUUGAGGAGGAGGAGUGGCUUACAGCAGAGCGUAUGGCGAAAUGGAUUAAGGACAAUGGAGUGUUGGAAAUCGUACUGAGGGAUUCGUUGCAUCAACCGCAAUAUGUAGAGAAACUGGAGAAAAUUUUACGCUUUAUUAUUAAAGAACGUGCACUUACAUUAGAAGACUUGGAUGCUGUCUGGGCCGCACAGGCUGGGAAACAUGAGGCCAUUGUGAAGAACGUUCAUGACUUGUUGGCCAAAUUAGCUUGGGAUUUUAGUCCUGAACAACUUGAUCAUCUAUUUGAAUGUUUCCAGACAAGUUGGAGGACUGCCAACAAGAAGCAACGAGAGAAACUAUUAGAAUUGAUUAGAAGACUCGCGGAGGAUGAUAAAGACGGUGUUAUGGCGCACAAGGUAUUAACACUUUUCUGGACUUUGGCUCAUUCUGAUGAAGUCCCUACAGAAAUCAUGGAUCAGGCACUGAAUGCUCAUGUAAAGAUUCUUGAUUACUCAUGCUCACAAGAGAGAGAUGCGCAAAAGACAAUCUGGUUGGAUAAGUGCGUUGAAGAGUUGAAGAAUGGUGAUAAGUGGGCCCUUCCUGCGUUGAAGCAAAUUCGCGAAAUAUGUUGCCUUUAUGAACCAAAUCCCAAUAUGGGUCACAGUCAGCGUGGCCAUCACUUGCAUUACAGGCAAGAAGUAAUAGAGCGUUUACAAAGUGAACAUUCGGUAGUCAUACUUGUAACAAAUAGUUUAACAAAUUAUAUGGAUAAAGUGCGACAGUUAGUGAGGGAAAAUCCUGAAAUCGACGCAAAUACUUUUAUGCCUGAUGGUCGAUACAAUCAUAUUAUGCAAAUACAAGAAAGAUUGAAUUUCUUGCGCUUCUUAUUAAAAGACGGACAAUUAUGGCUAUGUGCAGAUCAGGCAGACCAAAUCUGGCAAUGUUUAGCCGAACAAGGUGUAUUCGUUUCGGACCGUGAGGUGUGCUUCAAAUGGUUCUCCAAACUUAUGGGGGAAGAGUCUGAUCUGGAUCCAGCAAUAUACAAGAACUUUUUUCAAAAUAACAUACUGCAAUUAGACCCGACAUUACUUACAGAAAGUGGUAUUAAGUGUUACGAAAGAUUUUUUAAAGCUGUUAAUUCUAAGGAAGGAAAAUUAAAACUGAAACGCAGAACAUUUCUCAUGGAUGACAUGGAUUUAAUCGGGACUGAUUAUUUGUGGAGAGUAGUAACAAAUAGUCCUGAGGAAAUAGCAAACAGGGCCAUUGAACUCUUAAAGGAGGUGAACACUAAUCUAGGACCACGACUGCAAUCGUCCGUUUUGGCGUUUCAUGAAACACACAUAGCCGAAUGUAUGGACAGACUGAAAGCUCACUAUGAUACUGUAACUGUUCUCAACCGAGUAUAUUUGGAUGGAAGGGAAGAACGCGAAGAACAAGUGACAAAUAAGAUUAAAGUAGAAGCCAUGAAAAUGUGUCGUGUUAUGAAAGUUUUACAGGAGUAUAUAAAUGAGUGUGAUACGGCUUUCCCAGGGGAACGGAAAAUAUUACCGUUACAUAGAGCAGCUCGUGGGAAGCAUCUGUCUCUUGUCAUACGCUUUGCAAAUCCUGGUCGAAAUGUUGAUGAUAUAGACGUUUUCACGCAUAGUAAUGACACCUUAGCUUCAUUGAGACGUCAAAUAUUGCGCAGAAUUAAAGCAACAGGAACAAACGUUAAACUCGAUUUAUUCAUUAACGGAGAAUCCUUAGAACCAUCCGAUGAUAAGAAACUGCUUUCCCAAAUUCCACUGAGAGAUAAAAUGUUGUUGUCUGCGAAGCUCAGUCAAGUAAAUAGCAAUAUGCCAAGUUCACCGGAUAGUAGCUCAGAUAGCUCCACUAGUUCUCCACAUCAUCCAUAUGAUGGACCGAAUGUAGAAGCAGAGAAUAGUUUGCCUGGUGUGGUAAUGUCGCAGAGAUCGCAGUACGCGACAUUUUUCUUUCAAUUAGCAGACCUUGGCUGUACUCUUCAGCAUUCGCAAUUGCGCGAUGGUGCACGAAAUCUCUUGCAACUGGUGCCGCCAGACACCUUCACUGUAACAAGAUUACAGUGGUUGUUUGAUCAUUACAAAGAUGAUGAAACUUUACAGAACCCCCAGAAUAACGAGCAGAAUACGACGGUAGAUUCUCUAUUUUUUACUGCAAGUCCUAGCCAAGUUUUAUACAAUUUAGAGGUGUUAUACACUUUGUUAAUGCCAGCUCUCGAUCCUACGUCCGAGAGAGCGUUUGAAUUUCAAUAUAAUUUCAUAAAAAGCGGCGAGGCGGGUGUUAUUCUCGACAUGUUGACCAAAAAUAGGUUCUUACCGAACGCGGAUGAAACCACGAAGCGGUCCGCGUAUCUGACCGUGCUGAGAUUGUGUAAGCUUCUUCUGACAGUGCUGGGUAAUGUGAUGGCGUGCGUGAUGGACGAGGUCCAACAAACUGGAGGUCCAGAGAAUCAUGAUAAUAACGUUAACAAUCGUGGUCCAGUGACGGUGCUGAAGCAAGCAUUGCAGAGCGUGCCCAAUCAAAGUACCGAAUACAUGCUGAGAAGCGUGGCGGCAAAACUGGCGCAGCAUUUGGCACAUCGGAUGCUAUCCAGCGGACCGGAUGCUGACCGAUGCCGCCAGCUUUUCGUGCAAGCCCUUUCGUGGGAAUUACCGGAUGUGGCUACUAUACGUGCCAUAAUUAGAUUAGCAUGGGCCGCAUCCACGGGUAACUUGAAUAACAUCAAUGCGUCGACCGAAGCUCUUCACUCGAUGCACGAGACCAAUCAGAAGGAACAGAGAAACCCAGACAACAACGACGUCCUUGUAUGCAAGGAGGCACUCGAAGUACUCACCAUCACCCUUGUGCUGAAUCCGACAGCGCUGGAGACUUUGUCGAGGGAAAAAAUCUGGCACACAUUCUUGAUAGAUCUUGUGCUAUUGAGUACGUCGAGGGCCAUUAGGCUCGCCGCUGCCGAACAAUUUUAUCUCAUAUCGACGUGGUGCAGUAGCGGACAUCAGCCACUACUGGUCACUAUAACUCUCCUCUUCACCGUUCUAAACACUACCGUCAUGGAGAACGCGAAGCAGAGUCACGAAUAUUUUCAACUUUUGUGCCGGUUGUUGAACUUCGCGCAUAUAUCGACUUGCCCUCUUACGACUGCUGAGACGUUGUUAAACGUUGAAAUAGCUUGGCUGAAAAGAGUCCGGGACAACGUGAAGGAAACUGGAGAGAGCCAGGUAGACGAAGCUGUGCUCGAAGGCCACUUGGGUCUGACGAAAGAACUAUUAGCUUUCUUACCACCUAGCCAAAAGUACGAACUCGGCUCCGACGAGAAGCACGGAGUGAACUUAAUCAAGGAAUUAGUCGAGGACUUUGUGUUUCCCGCGUCUCGCCUUAUGCUGCAGCUUCGCAGCACCGGCGAGCUGAGCGCCUCGCAGGCUUGUCCUGUGUGCACCACUCCUCAGUCAACUAGCGCUGCAUUCGACUUGCUUGUAGGCCUCUGUGUAGGCUGUGUACCCAACAUGAAACUUCUAGUCACAAUGCUCACCGACAUGUUCUAUUCCGAGAAGGAUGAGCCAUUGGUAGAGUGGGAUUACCUACCACCUGUGGGGCUCAGGCCGCUCAAAGGCUUCGUAGGCUUGAAGAAUGCAGGAGCAACCUGCUAUAUGAAUUCAGUAUUACAGCAGUUAUACAUGGUGGAGAGCAUUAGAGUCGGACUCUUGUCGGCUGAAGGCGCAGCUACUGAUUUAAAUGAGGACUUUUCGGGUGAGGAGAGGAUCGAAGGUGAGCAGACGAUCGAGACGAAUGACAACGACACGAACGAGGAGAAAUGCGGUGCCGAUGAGUCUAGGAAGGAGUACAACGUUGGUAUUUUGAAGCAAGUGCAAGCAAUAUUCGGUCACUUGGCUUACAGCAAACUGCAAUACUAUAUACCAAGAGGAUUGUGGAAACAUUUCAAACUUCAAGGAGAACCUGUAAAUCUUAGAGAACAGCAGGAUGCGGUAGAAUUCUUCAUGAGUUUAGUGGAGAGCUUAGACGAGGCAUUGAAAGCCUUAGGACACGAGCAAAUAAUGGGCAAGAUUCUUGGUGGCUCAUAUAGCGACCAAAAAAUCUGCAAAGGUUGCCCUCAUAGAUAUUCCAAAGAGGAGCCGUUCAGUGUGAUAAGCGUGGAUAUACGGAACCACAGUAAUUUAUUGGAUUCUCUUGAACAAUAUGUCAAGGGAGAAUUGCUGGAAGGAGCGGACGCCUAUCACUGCGAUAAAUGCAACAAAAAGGUUGUAACAGUGAAAAGGUUGUGCGUAAAAAAACUGCCACCCAUCUUAGCGAUUCAAUUGAAAAGAUUCGAAUAUGACUUCGAACGUGUGUGUGCUAUAAAAUUCAAUGAUUAUUUCGAGUUUCCACGAGAUCUGGAUAUGGAACCGUAUACCGUCUCCGGUUUAGCCAAACUGGAGGGAGAAGUCAUAGACUGCGACUACGAGGAGUCUGUGAAAGGAACUUGCACGAAAUAUCAAUUAACUGGUAUCGUGGUUCACAGUGGUCAGGCUAGCGGUGGCCAUUAUUAUUCUUACAUUCUGCACAGGCAAAAUGAUGGUACCGCAAAGUGGUAUAAGUUUGACGAUGGCGAUGUGACGGAAUGUAAAAUGGAGGAGGAGGAAGAAAUGAAAUCCCAAUGCUUCGGUGGCGAUUACUUAGGAGAGGUGUUCGAUCAUAUGCUCAAGCGAAUGAGCUAUCGUAAACAGAAGCGAUGGUGGAAUGCGUACAUGUUAUUUUAUACAAGACUAGAUGUAGAAGAGAAUUCUCUAAUGAAAAGUGUAAAUGAAUUGUCAUUGUAUACGAAACUAGGUGUUAUGAAAAUGCCACCAGCGAUAGAGUACAGCGUACGAAAGCAAAAUAUUAAAUUUAUGCACAACCGAAAUCAAUUUAGCGCGGAGUAUUUCCAGUUCAUCAAGAAAUUGGUGUCUUGUAAUCCGCAUAACAUUACCAGACAAAAUCUGAAUGAGAAACUUACUCCCGAAGCGGAAGAACUUUCGAUGCUAUCGAUUCAGCUAGCAUCGAGAUUCCUCUUCUACACAGGUUUCCAUACUAAAAAAACGUUACGCGGCACAGCAACGGAUUGGUACGACAUUGUGUGUCACCAUCUGCGUAGCAGUAAAGCAGUGCGUUCUUGGUUUGCCAAUGAAGUACUAUUUAAUCAUCCGCAUAGAUUUUGCGAGUACCUUCUCAGCUGUCCUAGCACGGAAGUGCGAACAGCUUUCCUCAAAAUUUUGGUAUUCCUCGCGCACGCUUCUCUACAAGAUGGUCCAUGCGCGCCACCCAGCCUAAAUGCACCGACUAUACUCUUGGAUCCCGUAGCGACGCUCAGUGACCACCUGCUGCAUGCGGUGCUUUCGUUGCUCCACCGUGAAAUCUCGGAUCACGGGCGUCAUCUCCCCAAUUACUUCUCCUUGUUUCAUGCAUAUGCUUCGCUCGGUCUUGCCGAGAAGGCGCAGUUGCUUAAGCUAAAUGUACCCGUGACAUUUAUGUUAGUCGCAAUCGACGAGGGACCGGGUCCUACUAUAAAGUAUCAGUAUCCCGAAUUAACGAAAUUGCAUCAGGUGGUUAGUAUGUUGAUACGAUGUUGCGAUGUAUCGUCAAAGACGCAUUCGAGUCACACGCAGUCACGCGCGGAACCCUUACCGAAUCCAUAUGGAGAUCCCGCGUGUCAAUCGGAAUACCUAAUGCCGAUCCAACCUCAAGCAGCUGAUAUACUGUUUAUUCGUACCAGUUACAUCAAGAAAGUGAUCGAAGACGCGAAUGUGACAGAAGACUCAGUUAAGUUGCUACAAUAUUGUUGUUGGGAGAAUCCACAUUUGUCACGAACAGUGCUUUAUGAAUUGUUGUGGCAAAUAGGAUUCGCUUAUACUCAUGAGCUGAGACAUCACACGGAUCUGUUGCUCGCGAUAUUACUGAUGGAAGAUUCGUGGCAGACACACCGUGUGCACAAUGCACUUAAAGGACUUCCGGAGGACCGCGAAGGUUUAUUCGAUACAAUAACACGAAGUAAAAAUCACUAUCAGAAGAGAGCUUACCAGUGUAUUAAGUGCAUGGUGCAACUAUUUAGCAAGUGUAGACCUGCGCAUCAGCUGUUGCAUCAUAGUCCAGACCUAAAAAGGAAAUGGAGUCAAGCUAUAGACUGGCUUCACGACGAACUUGACAAAAGACCAUAUGCUUCUACGGCGCCGUACACACAUGCGUACAAUAAUUGGUCUCCAACGGCGCAAUCUAAUGAUUCCGCAAACGGUUAUGUAUUGGAGCGUAGUAAUAGUGCGAGGAAGACAUUAGAACGGGCAUGUGAAUUAUGCCCUGACGAAGAGCCGGAAGUUGAAGAAACGAGCGAAGAAUGUGCGGAGGAAGCUGAAAAAUAUCAACACACUUCUAAGUAUCAAUCUAUCAACUCAUCGAAAUUUCAACCAGUCGAACGGUUUCGAACCAAGAAGCGUAACAACAGAAGCUUAGGGUGGGCAUCUAUGGAUUAUCCUGACUUUAGUGUAAUCCAACAAAUGCAAGAAGAACAACAGCCUCAGCCAGGCCCAUCCCCAGUUCACACGCCCCACUUAGCACAUCAGCUGCACAGUCCGCAAAACUGUGAGUCGUCACAAAGUACCAGCCAGGAUCCAUAAUGAACGCUGAAUACUGACGUUUUGCCAAGUUGCUGCCUCAGUGAAACGAUUUCGGAAUAUUUAGAUAUUACUGCGCCAGCAGCUUGGUGCCGGGCGGUAGCAGCACAUGUACAGAUAUAACAAGUGAGGGUUUGUUUUCUUUUUUAGCGAUCGGUCUUUAACGAACUCAUGCUAAUCUCUUAGUUUCACUGUGGGUAGUUACUUUGAUAAUAUGACGCGCUAUGAAUGUUCGAACUGCAAUGGGAACUGAAACGGAAUGGGAGACGAUUCCGACUGAGAACUGAAUUAACGCAUGCUGGUUGAGGCAAUCAAUUCUCGAUGAUAUUUCUUUUCUCUCCUUAAUCUUCAUACUCCAUCAUUCAUUCGUGUAUCCCGACGGCUGUUUGGCUUCCAAUCUUGAAAAUGACAAUUCGACUAAGAAACACGCUCUCCGAGAAAAACACGCUCACUUCUUGAGUGAUCGAAAAAGCUAAUAAGUAUAGCUAAGAAGUUUUCAUUUGCCUCGAUUACAUGCAUGUGAAUUCAAAGCUUAGGAAUACCAUAAGAUUGUAUAAAUGUAUAGUGAGUAGUGUUACGGAAUCCCGUUCUCUGCCGACUAGAAGACAAAAGUAUAAAUCAUAAUUUUCCGUAUGCCUAUGUAAAUUUGUUACUAAUAAAAAAAGAAAAAGAAGUUAAAAUGGAACUUUCUAAUGAUCGAAAGAUACAAUUAAGAGAAAAAAAAAUAAAAGAAAAAAAAAAAGAAAAAUGGGCUAUAGUACGUUCUCAUCUCAUUCAGAGAAAGCACACAGUUAUCGAAGCUAUGCUCUAACAUAUAUAAAUAACGUAGCUAUGCUAUAUACAUAGCUAUACAUAGCUUUUGCUAUUUAGUCUUUUAACAACAAUAAAAGAAUCUUUCUUGUACUUAAUAAUCUUCGAGCAUUCUGAAAGAAAGACACUUAUAUCGGCGGCCUGCCGUGCUGCUAAAUCUCAACAUACGCCAAUGAUGCCUCCUAUUGUGCUUUCUUUCAGUUCGACCGAUUUGAAAGAGUUGUGCCUUCGACAUUGUGCGACUCCAUUGUACUUUUAGGUAGAUAUUUAAGAAUCAAGUUGUUGCUUCAAAUUUGAUUGCUUAUAUUUCGCUUGUUGAGUUGACUAUGGAAACAAGUAAAAAAACGGGGGAAGAAAAGGAAACUAAAAGAUUGACAGGGAACGCGUAAGAUUCAAUGAGAUAUAUACAUAUAUACAUACAUACAUAUAUAUAUAUAUAUAUAUAUAUAUAUAUAUCGUCGACGAGAGAUCGAUCGUCGGGAGCGUAUUUCGGAGCCCGAAACGAGGUUGCGGCGGGCAUCACUCUAUUUCAUCAUGACUACGUACACGUUAGAACACGACAUCGAGUUGCCGUCAUCGGUUAUGGGCAAUUGCGUAACCAAAAAGAAAAAAAAAAA